Molecule: messenger RNA, 849 nt
Organism: Batrachochytrium dendrobatidis JAM81
Lineage: Eukaryota; Fungi; Chytridiomycota; Chytridiomycetes; Rhizophydiales
Product: diphthine synthase
Exons: 6
Coding region: 1-849 (282 amino acids)
Biological process (GO): protein histidyl modification to diphthamide
Molecular function (GO): diphthine synthase activity
Source: RefSeq, a predicted model, not a curated record
AUGGUUCUUUAUAUUAUUGGCCUCGGUCUUGCCGACGAAAAAGACAUCACAGUCAAAGGACUGGAGAUUGUCAAGUCAUGCGAACGAAUCUAUCUAGAAGCCUACACCAGCAUUCUAAUGGUUUCAAAAGAAAAAUUGGAAGCAUUUUAUGGAAAAGAGAUUGUUAUUGCUGAUAGAGAGAUGGUUGAAUCAGAGGCCGACGCUAUUUUCAACAAUGCUGAAAAUGUUGAUAUCGCCUUUUUGGUGGUUGGCGAUCCUUUUGGAGCAACAACACAUACAGAUCUGGUAGUUCGAGCCAAAGAACGAGGCAUUAAAGUUGUCAGCAUACACAAUGCUUCUAUUAUGAACGCUAUCGGCUGCUGUGGUCUUCAGCUCUACAACUAUGGCCAAACAAUCUCGAUCGUCUUCUUUACUGAAAACUGGCGUCCCGAUUCGUUUUAUGACAAGAUUAAACAGAACAGAGAUUUAGGCUUGCAUACUCUAUGUCUUCUUGACAUCAAAGUGAAGGAGCAAAGCAGCGAAAACAUGGCCAGAGGACGCAAGAUUUAUGAGCCACCAAGGUAUAUGACUGUAAAUCAGGCAGUUGAGCAACUUUUAGAGAUUGAAGAAAAACGUGGACUUCAAGUAUACACUCCAAGCACUAUUGCAGUCGGACUUGCUCGGAUCGGGUCAGAGGACCAAUCAAUUGUCGCCGGUACAAUGGAGGAGCUUCUGACUGUAGAUUUUGGCGGUCCUUUGCAUUCAUUUGUCAUUCCAGGAAAUGUGCAUUUUCUGGAAGCAGAUAUCUUGCGCAUGUUUGCUGUAGACAAAAACUCUUUUGAUUCAAAUGUCAUAGUUUUGGAGCAUUAA